GUUGAGUUUGCUUCAUCUAUCAUUUCCACGGUCCUCGGCAAUGCACGAGCGGGCAGGCUGGCACACCUUGACAUGGACAUCCUAUUCGAUAUCGCGCUCUUGUCCGUCGUCCUCGUCCUUCUCUAUGCAGUCUAUCCUCGGCGCACUCUUCCCACCGUGGAAGAUGUCACGCCUCCCAAACUCCCGGAGGACAACACCGCACCGCCAAUUUCCAUCGAGCCUGCGCAAAAAGGGCCGAAGCAGCCGUUCGACGCAUUUCUGGUCCUCGACGUUGAAGCUACCUGCGAAAAUGGAUCAAGUUUUGCGUACCCGAACGAGAUUAUCGAACUGCCUGUUUGUUUGAUGCGAUGGAAAGAUAGGCGCGGCGGAACCGCAAGAGAACUGGAAGUCGUUGCCGAGUUUCGCAGCUUCGUCAAACCGACAUGGCGCCCUGAGCUGUCCGAUUUCUGCCAGGCUCUGACUGGGAUAACGCAGGGCCAAGUGGACGGCGCACCCGUGUUUGCAAGCGUGCUGAGGUCUCUGCGCGCGUUCCUCGUGAAGCACAAGCUGAUCGAGAAGAACGGCAAGCGGCGUAUGCGCUUCUGCUGGUGCAGCGAUGGGCCUUAUGAUAUUCGGGACUUCGUCGUAAAGCAGUGCUUCAUCUCCCAGGUUCCUUUCCCUGAUUGGAUGGCUGGAGACGUGCUCGACGUCCGAGCACAGGUCGCUUCCCAUCUGCCUCGCGAGAAGCUACCUUUUGGUAACUUGAACAUUCCAGCACAGCUGUGGGCUCUCUCGCUACCUCCCUUCCAGGGACAGCUUCACAGUGGGAUAGACGACACUCGGAAUUUAUGUCGCGUGCUAAAGCAACUUGCGCUGGAAGGUGUGUGUCUCCAGCCCAGUUCGCCUAUAAAUCCGAGGCGAAGAUGGCCCUGGAUGGGGAAAGCGGGCAGAGUCGUCGAGGAUCAAAUUCCGAGGUGA
Mycena citricolor is the source of this 957-nucleotide messenger RNA. Lineage: Eukaryota; Fungi; Basidiomycota; Agaricomycetes; Agaricales; Mycenaceae. The record is from the annotation of a GenBank genome assembly.